UUUUUGGCGCUCACGAAAGGUAAUAUGCAAAAGUGAGCAGUACCAUACAGCCCAGCCAUGGCAGCAAUUGGAAGAAGUUUUCUGCGAUCUGCAGUUUCAACUCAUAAUGCUUCUAGAAACAGCCAUUACAAAUAUUUUUCUAGUUCAACUAAAGUAAUGGCAGGAAAGGUAGGAUUUAUUGGCCUUGGAAAUAUGGGUGGUCAUAUGGCAAGGAAUUUGAUCAAGAAUGGCCAUAAGUUGGUGGUGUAUGAUGUCUCGAAAGAUCUCGUCAACAGUUUAAAGGAAUCUGGUGCCACAGCUGCGGGAUCCCCAGCAGAGGUCGCGUCCGAGGCAACCAAGGUCGUUACUAUGUUACCAGAAAGUGCCCAUGUACAGACUGUAUACACUGGUGAUAGUGGUAUAUUUAGCACGUUACAUAAGGACAGUUUACUAAUGGAUUGUAGUACAAUAGACCCAUCUGUAUCACAGGCAAUGGCAGGUAUAGCUGCAGAAAUGGGCUCAGCAUUUGUAGAUGCACCUGUGUCUGGAGGUGUAAAUGCAGCACGAGAUGCACUACUCACUUUUAUGGUUGGCGGCUCAGAAGCAUCAUACCAGGCAGCCAGUGAAUAUUUGAGUUUGAUGGGGAAAAAUGUUGUACAUUGUGGUGCUGUAGGCACAGGACAGGCAGCAAAGAUUUGUAACAAUAUGUUACUUGGCAUAUCAAUGAUAGGUACAUCGGAGACCAUGAAUCUUGGAAUGAAGUUAGGGCUGGACCCAAAACUUCUUGCAAAGAUUUUGAAUAUGAGCUCGGGUAGAUGCUGGUCAUCAGAGGUUUAUAAUCCAUGCCCGGGGGUGUUAGAAGGCGUGCCAUCCAGUAAUGACUACAAGGGUGGUUUCGGAACUGCUCUCAUGACUAAGGACUUGGGUUUAGCACAGAAUGCCGCUACUGCUAUGAAAUCUCCAACCCCGAUGGGAUCUCUCGCCCACCAGAUGUAUAGAACUAUGACAAAUCACGGAUAUGGUGGCAAGGAUUUCUCCUCCGCCUUUAUGUUUCUACAAGAUCAAGGGAAGAAAUAAAAUGGCAACUUUGUGAUUGUUUUCCAUAAAAAAUCUUUACACUAUGCAUCUCAUAAAAUUUUUAUGGAUUUAUUCUGGUUGGUUCAGAAAGCAAAAGAAUAUAUCUGUACAUUUUAUAUAUCUAAUAUAUCUAUACUGUGAUUUUUUCCCCUAAAAAACAAUGGAUUAUAAUAAAAAUGGCCGACUUCAGUACUUUAUGAAGUGUCAUUGACAUGGUAAAGUUCUUAAGUAAUUGUUUAUAUAUUGCUGAACCUACUAAUGAAAUUGGCUAGCUAAAUUUUUUUUUUAAAGUAUUGGUUUAAUAAACAUAAGAAUUAUGCUCAAAA
Messenger RNA from Ruditapes philippinarum (Manila clam), 1382 nucleotides. Its product is annotated as probable 3-hydroxyisobutyrate dehydrogenase, mitochondrial. The record is from RefSeq and is a predicted model, not a curated record. NCBI's taxonomy places the organism in Eukaryota, Metazoa, Mollusca, Bivalvia, Venerida, Veneridae. Gene Ontology annotation, biological process: L-valine catabolic process. Bases 58 to 1056 code for a protein of 332 amino acids. The transcript is spliced from 9 exons. Gene Ontology annotation, molecular function: NAD binding; 3-hydroxyisobutyrate dehydrogenase activity; NADP binding. Gene Ontology annotation, cellular component: mitochondrion.